AGCUGCUUGAAGCAAACACACACUUCACUGCAUUGGAGCUAGCCGUUUAAAGUAUACACAACCUCCACGUACUGUAUUCUACCAGCCAGCAAAAGAAAGCCACCUAUAUUAUACUGAUGACCUCGUUGCCACCACACACUACCCAGAGGACCUCGGAUUCCGCAUAUAGUUCGCCAAAAUAUGCUGUUUGGCCAUCGGUGGAAAGGCCCUCUACUGAUGCAGACCUCCCAGGUGUUGAGGUAUUAGCUCGCACUAUCAUCACUGUCACCAACUCACCCCAAACCUUUGACUGGGAUUAUGGGUUCAAGCUCAUCAUACCUCAGGGCUCCCUGCCAGCUGGUGUUGACAAGUGUCAACUAGUCAUCGUGGCCAGUGUAGCUGGACAGUACCAGUUUCCUGACAAUCUCCAGUUGGUCAGCGGUGUCUUCUGGAUACGUCCUCUUCCCUUGUGUCAAUUCCAACAGCAACUGACAGUCGAGAUACAGCACUGUGUCAAGAUAACCAGCUCCACCAAGCUCUCAUUUGUGAGAGCACAUUGCUCCCAGGAGAGUCUGCCCUACACAUUCAAUCACCUCAAAAGUCGUGGUUCAUUCACUGAGCACAGCUCGUACGGUUCACUGGAGCUGAACCACUUCAGUGGACUAGCUGUGGCAGGAGAGAAUGUGGAUGAUAAAUGGUACAUUGCCAGCCUUUAUUAUCAGCGAAGCGAUCCUCGGACAUUGGACAUCCAUUUCGUCAUCACAUGGGAUACUUGCACCCACAUCCAUGCAACUAAGAAGCACUUUAAAGAGAUUGGAGCAAAAGAAAGGUCACACUUGGAGGUAGAAUUCAUGAAAAACAAAAUAACUCUGGACAUUCCAAUGAACGGUGGUGUAACCAUUGGAGCGUGGGAUCUUAUACCAACCGUCACUCCAUGCAUAAGUCGGAGUACGGUGGAUGCAUUCCAACCUGGUAGAAAGAUUAGAUCUCGACGAUUGAAAGCUACCUUAACACGAGACCUUGGAGUGGAGGUCCCUGCUUGCUCCUACUUGGUCACCCUGGAUGGUGCUAAUGAACCAAACCAGAUGCAGAUUGAAAUCGAUAGAUACCUUCCUCGUAAAUCAAAGCAAUCUACUUCUGAUGUCUCAAUACCAAUGAACCAAGUUCCACCAAGUUGGACUUUAGUAGCACCCUCGGUCCCAAUUUUACCUCGGGCCCCAAUGCUCCAUUCGUCGACCCAGUGGAGGCAGCCUCUAUACCCUACACCAAAAUUCUCUUACGGGUACCCGUCGACCAAUCCUCCAUAUGCACCAGCUCCUUAUCAGCAGUUCCAAGAGUUUCCCCCGUCCCUCCUGUCAGUGGAGCAGUCCCACACUUCUCUCACUCGCUCCUCUGCUAUGCCCCCUCCACCCCCUCACUGGAAUACUUGGCUACAACAAUGGAGUCACACAGGUGCCUCAGCUAGUGGAGGGUGGAGUGAUGCACUGAACAUAGCUGGGCCAAGCUCUGGCUCACUACGAUCCAUGGGCAUCACUCUAGACCAACUAGUGAGCCGUGUUGGCAUUGACAAGGACCUGCUCGAUAAAGAAUGCUCCGAUGGCCACCUCAAAAGAAUAUCGUUUCGCCUUCCCGACUGGCUGACGUAUGCCAAUGCCCUGGGGUUCACUGAGCCAGAGACACGAGACAUAACAGAUAACCCUCAACUGUCAAACAGCACUCAUGCAAUGAAGGCUCUUAGAGUACUGGAGAAGUGGCAUCGGCGACACGCCUUCAAUGCAACCUAUCAUUAUCUCAUUAAUGUGUGUCUGGAGUUGGGUCAUGUUACCAUUGCUACGGAGAUUUGCAAAAUGGUCAAAGAGGGACCACCCCCCCCCCACCAUCAGUGGCGGAUCCAGGGGAGAUCCAAAGGAGAAAAGGAACCCCACUUUAACUCAAAGUGUUAGAAUUGAUUUUUAGCAAUCUAUACAGUCAUUUUACAGUCAUGUUUCACCUAUUCUA
Messenger RNA from Halichondria panicea, 1977 nucleotides. RefSeq lists its product as uncharacterized. Gene Ontology annotation, molecular function: protein binding. Lineage: Eukaryota; Metazoa; Porifera; Demospongiae; Suberitida; Halichondriidae. The record is from RefSeq and is a predicted model, not a curated record. The transcript is spliced from 11 exons. Gene Ontology annotation, biological process: signal transduction. Bases 117 to 1922 code for a protein of 601 amino acids.